CAAGAGUCUUGCAACCCAAGGCAAUAUGAAUCGCACCCUACUUUUCGAAGCCAAUAUGACUUCCUUUUUUAUGAAGAAACUCUCUCUCUUGCUCCUGAUGCUCGCAGUCGCUCUUGUCCCAAUCAGGGCGGCACGGUUUGCUGCAUCUUUUGGCAAUCCGGGCAGAAUCAAAUCCGGAUAUUUCGCUUACCCUCCCAUCCAACCGCGACAAAUCGACUACAAAGUCAUCGACAACUCCACCAGCCCUGGAAACAGCAGGUUCAAGAAUGAAAUCGGCGAAGACAAUGCCCAUUAUGGCGUGAUGCUUGGCAGUGGAUAUGUGUUCAGCCUCCUUGACAUACACGUGUCUGAGGGGAAAGGCUACACAGAGGUAACAUUGAUCGUCGAGAGCUUCAGAGAGGCUGGGAUCGAGGUCUACCCUCUUGAAGUCGCCAGCACCAUAGACAACUACAUUAGAGUGAACUCCGACUACAUCCAAUCUUUUGAAGGGGAUGCCCUGAGGGAAUUCGAAGGAAUCAUGUACCACGAGAGCACCCAUGUCUGGCAGUGGACUGGAAACGGUCAAGCCCCACAGAGCCUACUGAAUGGUAUCGCCGACUACGUGAGGUUGAAGGCUGGAUUCCCGUCCGUGAACUGGGGGGAACGAGGCUCAGGCGAUAGUUGGGACCAGGGUUAUGAAGUCACUGCUUACUUCCUCGAGUACUGUGGAGGACUCAAGGGCGGGUUUGUUGCACAGUUAAACGCUAUGAUGAAGGAUUCCUACAGCGACAACUUCUUCGAUUCACUGCUUGGGAAGAGUGUCGAUCAACUGUGGAGUGACUAUAAACUAGCCUAUGGGAAUUCUCCUAUUGCGUCACCUGCUAUGCCUCCAGUGCCAGGAAACUGAAAGACCUCAAUAUCCAUAAUUUCCAUUUAAAAACCCUAAAACUGAAGUCCCAUUCAGUUAAUUAUUAUUAGCUGAAAACUUAUAUGAUUAGUACCCAAUAACUGAGAGUCAUAUGAGGACUUGAUGGGACAGACUACCAGCUUUCAUGUGCGAAAAAUAAGCAGUUUGUCAAGGUCCUUAACAUUUCAGUCGACGCAGUUUGUAUUUCCGCUGUAUUCUCUUCUCACUUAUGCUUACAAUAAUAAAAAAAAUUCUGAGGCAUUGAGCAGAGAAAAUGUCUGUCUGUAA
Punica granatum (pomegranate) is the source of this 1174-nucleotide messenger RNA. Lineage: Eukaryota; Viridiplantae; Streptophyta; Magnoliopsida; Myrtales; Lythraceae. The record is from RefSeq and is a predicted model, not a curated record.